AUUCUUGACUUGAUGUACAGAAAAAUUAACCUAAAUAAAAUGAAUACCGAUGUAAAUACUAAUUUAAAUCAAAAUGAACUGCAGUAUAAAAAUGAUGAUCCAGGAUCAGUUCGUUACGGUAAUUUCAUCAAUUAUUACCAAUUUCAUCCGCCUGAAAAAAGAGUUGAGCAUCUUCUGAUGAACAUAUGGGACCAUGAAAAAGGAAAGAAACAAGUGCUGCUGGAUAUCGGAUGCAAUGCUGGGAACUUAACUAAAGUAAUACAUGAUUUGUUUACGCAAAACGUGUGCAAUGACACAACAACUUAUGGAGUUGAUAUAGAUCCAAAAUUAAUUGAAAGAGCUGUACAUGAUUAUUCUCAAGAUAAAUUGCACUUUAAGUGUGCUGAUGUACUCAAAGAUAAUACUGUCAUAAAGGAAAUUAUGACUGCACAUAAUAUCCAACAUUUUACCACCACUUUUUGUUUCUCUGUAACAAUGUGGAUACACAUUAAUCAUGGGGAUAAGGGACUAAAACAAUUUUUAAAUUACAUUUCAAACCUCUCUGAAAUACUUGUAAUAGAACCACAACCUUGGAAGUGCUACAAAUCAGCAGUGAAAAGGUUAAGAAAAUCAAAAGAGGAAUUCCCAUGUUUUAAAGAUUUAAAAAUACGGGAAAAUGUGGAGGACAUAAUAGAAAAAUACUUACUCAACCACUGUAAUAUGAUAAAAUUAUGUGAAAGUGAUAGAACUGAAUGGAGCAGAAAAUUGUUAUUUUUUAAACAUGCAUAAAGUUUGUAAUAAAAUGUAUAUGUUUUUUGUUUCACUUAAUCACAGAAGACAAAAUUAUAUUUUGAUAAGAAAUAACAUAUUUUUAAAGAAUUUUUUUAUAAACAUAUAUUCUAUAUAAAUAUUGGUACAUAAUUAAAUUCAAAUAAACAACAUAAAAUUU
Messenger RNA from Aethina tumida (small hive beetle), 928 nucleotides. Its product is annotated as probable RNA methyltransferase CG11342. Gene Ontology annotation, biological process: miRNA metabolic process; negative regulation of pre-miRNA processing. Bases 13 to 768 code for a protein of 251 amino acids. The record is from RefSeq and is a predicted model, not a curated record. Gene Ontology annotation, molecular function: O-methyltransferase activity; RNA methyltransferase activity. Gene Ontology annotation, cellular component: cytoplasm. The transcript has 2 exons. NCBI's taxonomy places the organism in Eukaryota, Metazoa, Arthropoda, Insecta, Coleoptera, Nitidulidae.